CAGAAUUGACUGAUUAUUGAGAUGUGGAUUCGUAUUGGUAAAAAAGUACUGAACAGAAAACUCGAAGUGUACUGAAAUUCGGAUGACUCAUAAAUUCUGGAAAUUAUAUAUUGUGGAACUUUAAGGUUUAAACACUACCAAUUGUGUUGUAAGUUUCUGAGACUAGCUUUUAUUUGGACAAGAUAAACAGUUCUGAUGUGAAGACUGAAGUAUCAAUGGUGGCUGACUCUAUGCUGAAGUUCCAGCCAAACUUCCGCACAGCCAUGUCAGGUGGAAGUGCAGACAUGACAACUGGGAACGCAUCAACAAAUGGAAGUGACCCACUCACAAACAUCUCCACAACCCCAGGAAGUAUAACCUUUCCUCCAGAACCAUCUGUUAUACAGGAACCUGUUUGUCAGUGGAUCCUGUAUGAGGACAUUGCUGAAUCCAGGGUAAGAAUAUGGGAUCUAAUCAUACUGGUACCGAAUUCAUUGUUCGUGAUGUUUUUACUGUGGAACCUGAAGUUGGCCAUCAAUAAGCUGAAGCAGACGAGCAGUCCUAUCUUUAUGGCUUUCUAUCUGCUGGUGUGUAUGGUGGCUGUAAUCAGUGUGUUGAGAUGCAUCGUGGGUAUGACAGUCAAUGCCUCUGUGUUGGCAGGGGACAUAACUGACAAGGUGUUGUGGCUUGUUUUGAGAUUUUUCCUUCUGGCAACAGAAUUGUCUGUGGUUGUUUUUGGUCUUGCAUUUGGUCACUUGGACAGUAAAACAAGUAUAAGAAGAGUAUUGUUGGUCACUACAGUAUCAGCAUUUAUCUAUUCCUGUAUACAGGGAUCUUUAGAGUUUACGUAUCCUGAUCCAAAGUUUCAUGUUGAGAAAGGUGCUGUUACGAAGAAUUACGAUAUCUUUGCACAUGGUGGGAUGAUCUUUUGGAUCACAAGUUCUGCAUUCUUCUUUGUUGUAUAUAGUGUAAUAUUUAUCUUACCAUGGACAAAUUUAAAAGCCAAGUUGAACUUGCCAUCAAAGAAGUCAUUUUACUAUUAUGCAUUAUUUCUGGCAUUCUUGAACUGUGCACAGACAGUUGGUAGUUCACUUUUGUAUUCUGGUGUUCUGCAUGGAAUGUGUGUUGUAGAUACCACCACGUACAUAUAUUUUACCUGCUUUCACCCACUGGUGUAUGGAACAUUUUUAAGAGACUUUUUCAAAAUGUCUUCUCAGAAUAUACCAUUCUCUUAUAAGUAUCAGAUAGAUGAAGGUCAAGAUGAAGACACGGUUAGUUUACCGUACCAGGCUGCCGAGGAUAAAUAUACACCAGACAAUAUCAGUGAUAGUGGGAGUUUUGACAGUACACAUUUUGAUAGACAUGGAGCAGGAUUUGCCUCUGGCAGUGUCAAUGCUGAUGUUUAUGUUCAUACUGGUUCAUACCAGAAUAUGUGAAAAUGUGAAAAUAAAGAAGUCAGAAUAUGUGAAAAUGUGAUAAUUAGGAAGUCAGAAUCUUUGAAGGCUGGCAAAGAAAAACUGUGAAAGAAUGAUGUCUAAGCAAAAGUGAGAUAAGAAUUUACAAAUAAAAACAGUCAUGUGACAUAUACAGGCUUGUAUAAAGUCAAACUCUUCACAACAGUCCCCUCCCCUAGCAGUAUACGAGGGGCGUUCAAUAUGUAAUGUUACUCCGUGUGUAGUUCCGUAACCGCUGGCUAUUUUCAGAUGCGGUUUUCGGCACAUUAUACAGCAAUUUAUUGGGAACACAAUGCUAUAUAAAUUAUAAAAAUCAGCAGGUUCAAAGUAAAAAUAUAAACAUUUUAGUGAGGUGUACUUAGGUAUACUGGACCAUAAUUAGAAUUUAGGUUUGUCCUGGGCAUCCAGAGUCUCAGAAAAAUAGAAAAACUUGUAAAAUCACAAAAUUCUGUCAUUUGUCUACGAAGUACAGCAAUUUUUGACGAGUUUGCGUUUGUUUUAAACUAUUUAUUGCAUUUUUAAUUUUACAACAACUAACAAAUCUAAACUCGAGGUUGAUUCCAUCUGGAAUGGGUUUUGAGAGCGAUUAAACAAAAUUGUAAGAACUAGUUUCGCACUCGAGAAUUAAGAUACUAGUAUCAACUUAAAAUAAAAGAAUUUUUUAAACGAUGAUUAUCGCGCCUGACAAAAUUGCAGAGGCUUAUUGUACUCACCUUACCAUUUUUCGAGUAAAAAUAUACACACUCAAUUUAAAACUAUUAUAAACUUUUUUAUUUUAGUUUUCACAUGUUCUUGUGAAGAUCAUGAUUUGUUUUAUCUGUUUAAACUGAAAAUUGAACUAUAGUUCUAGUUGUUGAAUAGUAGAAUCAAGGAACUGUGUAUUACAAUCUCAAUAUUUUGGACAUAAAAUUGUCCAGUAUACCCGAGUAGACCUCACUCGAAUGAUUAUAUUUCUACUUCGAAACUACAAAUGUUUAUAAUUUAAAUGGCAUUGUGUUGCCAAAAGAUUGCUCUAUAAUGUGCCGAAAACCGCAUCUAAAAAUAGCCAGCGGUUACGGAACUACAUAUGGAGUAACAUUACAUAUUGAACGCCCCUCGUAUUAUUACUGUAUCACAAAUAUCAUGUGACUGUGAAAAUCACAGGACUGUUUCAACGAAAUUCAAAUACUAAAUUUUCGUAUUACAAUCAUUUCUUCAUUAACCUUCUGUAGAAAAUACUCAGUAUCAGUAAAUCUUCAAAUUCUUUUAAAAAGUUUGUAAUUGCAGACAUCUCUUUGCUGUAACUUUAGGGGAUGUUGUUGUGUAGGAGAUUGAUAUAAGAUCUUGUGAAAAUCUGAACAUCGUAAAGUCUGCUUAUGUGAGCUAUUUAAAUUCUAAAUGAGAUUAUGUAUUUUACCCUGUGUUUAACUGCAGAAAACUUCAUCAUGUGGCUUUAUUGGUUAGGAUUAUUCUGAUUUGUAUACCAUAAAUGAAAUUUGUUUUUUGAUAUGACUCAUUUUGUCAUGUUUGUUAAUAAGUUGGGUAUGAAAUCCGUCAUUUCAUGAAAUGUCAUAUUUUACUUUCUCUUUAGUUAAAAGGUCGGAUGAGAGAGGCCCGUGGCUGACUUCAAAUUACUUGCCUCUCACUGUUAUGGGUUUGAAACUUAAUUUAGGGUAUAAAAUGCCUUUAUAUGAGGAAAUUUUCCAUACAUACAGAAGGUCAAUGGUUCUACCAGGCCAUGCCUAAAAUAAUGCCUGGAAGAGCACCUGCGCUAUUCCUCCACCAAGAAAAGCAGUGACAAAUAAGUUAAAAUUGUGUUGAUGUGACUUAAAACUCUACAAAACAAAUUUAAUUCUAGUCAUAUUACUUUUGAAAAUAUUAUUUAAGGCUAGAUAGAUGUAGUGGUUAGUUUCUAAGGCAGCUUCAUGAAAUCUUAUAUAGGAGAGAAAAUUUGUUUUUCCAACAUUAUUUUGUAAUUGUUAUAAAAAUGCGUAUUGAGAUCAGUCUCGAACUGCAGACUUGCCAUAACUCAGAAUCAACUAACUGUGCCGGCAUUUCAGUCUGGUUUUUAUCUUAGUUUUAUAAUCUUUGACACUAGUCUUACUUUAGAUGUGUUUUAAAGUAGUAAAUUUUAGUUAGUCUGUUAUCUACCUUUUUUUGAACAAAAUCUCAAAUGUCUUGUAUAAGGUAUUCUUUAAAUGUGGUAGGGACUAGGAAAGUAAUAAUUGUAUUUUGCCUUAAUUUGCUAUGCUAAUGUCUGUGAUAUUUGAUAAUCAAAAUAUAUUGCUUAUUUCAUUUGUUACCUAAUUUUACUGUGACUGUGUGUUUAUUGUGAAAUCUGUCAGACUUCUGAGUUCUAAGAUGUCAACAAAGAUUUCAUGAUGCUAAAUUAUAAUUGCAUUUAUUAUAUCAUUGUUGAGUUGAAGUGUAGCAGACAGGACAGUCUGGAGUUUUAACCAAUGCUGGUAAAACUGGUCUUGCACCUAGAGGUGUAAAAUGACUUGUUCUUUAAAAUCAAUUUCUCAGCAUUUUGUCAUAUUUUUCUAACAAUGAAAAAUUUAUGUACAGAAAUUACUUCUUGUAUUAUAUGCUUGGUAGCUACGAAGUGAUAUUCAAAAAUUUUACUGAAAUAUUAGUUAAAUCAAUAAUCAAAAUAGAAAUGUAUUUCUGUUCUUGCCUUUUGUUAGGCCAAUUACUUUCUACAGAAUCUUUGAAAAAGUAGAAUAUUCAUGCUUUGUAUGUACCAAGUAUGUUUAUCUGUUUAUUUGUCGAAGACUUUAUCUACAAAAGAAAUUCAGUUCAGUUCAUCCUGUUUAAUAUAGCGAGGGUUGAACGCAAUACUGUAGUAACUCCUAUCAAAUAAAGAAGGACUUAUGACAGUAUUGCGUUCAACCCUCGAUUAGGACAUUUGUAGAAAACAAACAUUUCUUUACAUCACAUAGUGAUAAUUUUUUUAAUAAUGGGAGAUUAUUUGCUUUGUCAUGAAAAUUGAGAUGAAAUUUAGAUGUACACAAAAUCAGUUGUGUAGAACACAGGGUAUCUAGAUUGUAUGGAGAAAAAGUGAGCAUUGUCCAUGAAUAUUUUCAUCCUUACUUUCUGUUAUGUUGUAUAGUUGAUUUUUUUCCUGUCAAGGAUUCUGUUGACACUUGAUAGAGAUGUAGAUGUCGUUAUUAUUAGUAUAAACCUAUUUCAGAUUGGUAAUACAGUAAGUUUUACCAUAAACAGUUAAUUUUAGGUAUCAAGAUUUUGUGGCCAUGUUUUCCAGACAUACAUCAUAAUAUCAAAAAUCAUAUAUAGAUAUUUAAUAUUGUUGCAAAUUGGUUUGAGUAUUGUGUAAAGUACAGUUAAUUUCCUCCUAUUUUACAUCAAAUCACUGUUUGACUAAUGCAGGAAGGAGUGUUUAUGUGCAAUGUAGAUAUUUCAUGUAAAUACUACGUACAUCUCUCUGAAUAUCAUUUUUAACUGUGUUUAAAUUGACUUGUGGUAAAUAACAAUAGAGCUUUCAAAACUUCCCCUUAAAAUGAAUCUAUGUGCGGGGGUCCUUAAGAAGAAGUUUAUUGUUUUUGUUUUAAUUUUAAAUUACAAUGAAUGUUGCGGUGGUACUUAAGAUGAACGACUUAAUUGCAAAAUAGUGUACAUAGCAGCAAAGUCAAGUAUGAAACAGAAUUUUGAACCUUGGUUAAUAUUACACAUUCUACAGUACAUUGAUUUUUUAAUAAAAAAAAAGCUCACCUAAUUUUUGAAGCGAGUUCUUGAUGAAAUCCUAUGAAAAAAAGUAAACUUUGUUGUUUAACUUUAAAUGCAAGUGCGCCCAUGUGGUUCUGAGACGAUCUGUGUAUGAAAACAAUUUGAACCACUGCCUUACCAUUGCAUGAUCGUAAGAGGUGACUAAUAGGGUCUUAACACUUGGUUUUGCAGUAACUCUGUGAUUCCAGCAGGUAUGCAGAUUUUGAUUCCAUACCUCUUGUUUUCAUUUCGAUUUAAAUGAGAUGUGGAACCAAAAUUUGUAGUCCUGUUUGGCGCCAUACAACCUAUACUGUGUUGGUGCGCCGUAAAACCCAAAUAAAUAAAUUAAUUAAAUGCAAAUGCAACAACUCUGAGAAAGGCAGGUUUCCGGUUCUGUUGAUUGACCUAGGAAUCUUCAAAAAUCACUUUCGAAAAACAUCAGUAAAUGUCAAAAUAUUGAAUAACUUAAACUGUACUGAAUGAGCUUUAACAAAGAUUUAAUAAACAUGGUGAAUUGAUUUAACCAAUCUCUUGAAUUUAGGGAGUGGCUACUGACAUGGAUUACUCCUGAUCAGGAAAUAGGCGCUUGUUAAACCAAAAAGGGGUACGCCAAAUGAAAAAGGGUGUGUACAUAUUUCAAACAAGCUGAAAAAUACAUAAUUUCAUGAUGAACUUGAACUAAAAACAUGAUGUAAAAUUGACUGAUAUAAAUACGUAACCUGUAAGACCUAAGAAGAAUUCUUUUUGAAGUUAGCUAAAUGUGCGAUAAUCAUAGUUAUGCAGGUCUAUCGACUAGCAAUACUCAAAUCUGGCCUUUGUUAGCCUCCCCUUGAUAGCAUUUCUUCCAUUCUCACAAGAAAAAUGAGACUUUCCGCUAUGUUCUGUUAAAGACUCGAUUCUAUGAAAUUAUAAUUUGUUUUGAUAUUAUAACAAGCUCUUUCCAGUAAACUCCUAAUAGACAAAGAAAAAUCAGUUUGAAGGAAUCAGCUUUGGUUGUUAUGUUUUCACUAUAUCAUGCCUGUUUUCAUUUUCAAUUGUAAAUAGUUCAUAACAAACAUAAAAUACAGUUUAUUUCAAUGUGCUUAGCUGUAAAAUAAUUUCGAUUUUAAUCCAUAUCUAAAGUCAAGCUAAUUUUUGUGAUUUGCGGUUCAUUAUAUGUGCAAUAUUUGUGUUUGAUCAUUGAAUAAAUAAUGCAAGCAUA
Mercenaria mercenaria is the source of this 6339-nucleotide messenger RNA. RefSeq names its product transmembrane protein adipocyte-associated 1-like. Gene Ontology annotation, biological process: G protein-coupled receptor signaling pathway. Gene Ontology annotation, cellular component: plasma membrane. Lineage: Eukaryota; Metazoa; Mollusca; Bivalvia; Venerida; Veneridae. The transcript is spliced from 11 exons. The coding region runs from base 216 to 1415 and encodes 399 amino acids. Gene Ontology annotation, molecular function: G protein-coupled receptor activity. The record is from RefSeq and is a predicted model, not a curated record.